AUGUCUCCCCCCUCUUAUUCUUCCGAUCAAAUGUGCAAGAUGAACUUCAGUCCACUGCGAUCGCCCUCACCAAGAAAACGUUUCGCCGGCCACGAGCGAAACCAGUCAGAAGCCAUCCAACGCCCACGACCCAUCAGCGUGGCAAGCAACUCAGUCAUGGUACAGCACGCAAAGAGAGCUUCAAUAUACGUCUCAGAUGCUUCCAUCUUGCUCCAACAACGCAAUCCCAUUGCCUCGCCCAUGUCACCAACGGACUCGGGCAUGGCCUCGCCAACCAGCGAGUCUGGAGAAGUCACGGAUCACUACGCCAUCCUCGAACUCACACCCGAGGCCACCACGGACGAGAUCAGAGCUGCGUACCGCCGUCUGCGCUCCGUCUACUUUGCCAAUGACGCGAAAAAAUAUCGAGCACUGCAGGCCGGCUUCGACUGUUUGAUGGACCCGGAGGCACGCCAAGCCUACGAUGCAACCUACCAGCCAGUAGCUCCAACUUCGCUCUCCAGCAUUGACGAGAUCGCUCAUGGCGACGAUCCAGCAGUCAUUCCCGAAGAAGAGGAAGAGGAAGAGCAGCAAGUACGGACUGACGACCCUAAUUGGGGCCUUAAACGGUUCCAGCCUAUGCUUGAAUCGGUGCUGGGCUCCGAGCCAUAUUUCUCAUACGUCCCUCUGCCUACGUAUUCGCUGCCUGUGUGUAGGUCGCCCAAGUACGUUGGACAGUUUGCGGUGAACGCGUGGCCCAACUAG
Messenger RNA from Alternaria burnsii, 744 nucleotides. RefSeq lists its product as uncharacterized. The coding region runs from base 1 to 744 and encodes 247 amino acids. The record is from RefSeq and is a predicted model, not a curated record. NCBI's taxonomy places the organism in Eukaryota, Fungi, Ascomycota, Dothideomycetes, Pleosporales, Pleosporaceae. The transcript has 2 exons.